AAUGCACUACUAGCGCUUGAAUGUAAUAGUGGCUAUAGCCUACAAGCUCAAAUACCGUGCUGGCGGGCUACUAUUCUUAAAUCAUGAUCGGUACACAUCAUUUCGCAAGCGCUAGUGUACAAUAUUCCAGUUCUUUUAGUUAUUGAAUUUGGUUUAAAACGUUCUUAUCAUUGGUCGUCGGGCAACCACACUAUUUUAAAUCGUGGAUUAGACAAACGUGCCGAUGCCAGAUCGCCAUAUUGGUUAGUGCGUUUCCAGUGUCCAGUCGUCCAUUGACAAGUACCUGUUUUGUUAUUGUUAUUAUUGACUUAUUAUUAUCGAUCCAAAUGAUCUAGUGCUGGUAAACAGAUAUCGCGUCCCUUUCGUAGUUCCGUCUCUACUGUUCUCGUGUAUACCUAUUUUUUUUUUUUUAUACCAUACUACUUAAACCAUUUUAAAAAUGUUUAAAUGUCCAAAGUGUACAGUUACGUUUACACGCAAACAAAAUUUAAUUAAGCAUUUUAAAGUACACGAUAGAGUCUGCCACAGCUACCAGUGCGAUAAAUGUAUUGCAACGUUCAAGACCCAGUUUAUGUUGUCACGACAUAUAAUGAAAGUCCAUAGCAUUGUUUACGCCCCUGCACAUAGAAAAUCCAACAAUGUUGAGGCAACUCCUCAAGUUAAUAUUCCCCAUAUCCCAGCUGAACAACAUAUUGAUAAUUUUUGCUCGGAUGAUGACAUUUGUGUGACAGCUUUGAAUGAAUUUGAAAACACAGACUUGUAUGAUACAAGUCAAGAUCCUUGUACGUCUGCAGUUAAUGAAGAAAUAACUUCUACUGCUAACAGUGUUAAUAAUAAUGAAAUCAAAAAGAAUAAUAUACCUGCAUGCGAUCAAUUGAUUACGGGACAUAGUGAAAACUUACACAAAGGAUCUACUCUUAGAGAAAUUUUUAAAGAGUAUAAAGAGGUGCAUAACUCGCAUACUAGAAUGUUUGAUUGGGUAUCACGUGCAGCAUCAUUUUCAUAUCAACAUAAUUUAGAGUUCUGUGUUUUGGGAAUUUUAAUGAUGGAUACACUUGCUGAUAAUUUAACUCCCAUAGAUGAGGCCAUAAUACAGAUGUUGCACCAAGACGCAUUCAUUGUUAUGGAAAAGAUUCAAAAUCAUGCGCAAUACUAUAUAUUCAUGCAGUUAAUAUAUAGCCACAGAAGAAUAAUGGAUAACAUAUCUAACGAUCUCAAAAAUCAAAUCAAAACUAACUGGAUGAAAAAUACAUUCAAAGUACUAGAAUAUUUUGGUUUUACCUAUGAUACAGCUAAGUUUAUGAUAGAAAGAAUAGAAAAAUUGAUUAUUAUGCCGUAA
This is a messenger RNA of Rhopalosiphum padi (bird cherry-oat aphid), 1339 nucleotides long. RefSeq lists its product as uncharacterized. The coding region runs from base 440 to 1339 and encodes 299 amino acids. The record is from RefSeq and is a predicted model, not a curated record. NCBI's taxonomy places the organism in Eukaryota, Metazoa, Arthropoda, Insecta, Hemiptera, Aphididae. The transcript has 5 exons.